Messenger RNA from Rana temporaria (common frog), 1600 nucleotides. RefSeq names its product organic solute carrier partner 1 (gene OSCP1). The coding region runs from base 152 to 1312 and encodes 386 amino acids. Gene Ontology annotation, biological process: transport. Gene Ontology annotation, cellular component: plasma membrane; cytoplasm. The record is from RefSeq and is a predicted model, not a curated record. The transcript has 11 exons. NCBI's taxonomy places the organism in Eukaryota, Metazoa, Chordata, Amphibia, Anura, Ranidae.
UUAGCAGGGCGCUGUGAUUGGCAGAGCCGGUAUCCUAGUAACCGUGCGGCGGCGUCUGCGGCCUCUGUAAGGGCCUGUGUUGUCAGGAAAAGAAGCCCCGAUCGGCCAUUGACAUCUGUGCCUGGCUUGUCCCUUAUCCCUCAUCCAAGCCAUGUCUCUCCGCACCCUUCCAUUGCUCUUCAUCAAUCUCGGGGGAGAGAUGCUCUACAUCCUGGAUCAACGCCUCCGAGCCCAGAACAUCCCUCCAGACAAAGCCAAGAAAGAUGAUUGGACAGAUCAGGAAAGAAAGCGAGUUAUGAAUGAUAUUAUCACAACUAUGUUUAACAAGAAGUUCAUGGAAGAACUAUUUAAACCACAAGAGCUGUACUCCAAGAAAGCCCUCAGGACAGUUUUUGACCGAUUGGCCCAUGCUUCUAUCAUGAGGCUAAACCAAGCCAGCAUGGACAAGCUCUAUGACUUGAUGACUAUGGCCUUCAAGUAUCAAGUUCUGUUGUGUCCUCGCCCCAAAGAUAUCUUAUUAGUUACCUUUAAUCACAUGGACGCUAUCAAAGACUUUAUCCGGGAUUCUCCCAGUAUUCUGAACCAAGUGGAUGAGACUUUCCGGCAGUUGAUUGAUAUGUACAACUGUCUACCUGCUGGUGAGUUUCAACUGAUCAGGCAAACCUUGCUUAUCUUCUUCCAGGAUAUGCACAUUCGGGUUUCCAUUUUUCUAAAAGAUAAAGUCCAAAACUCAAAUGGGCGUUUUGUGCUGCCAACAUCUGGCCCUGUUCCUUGGGGGACUGAAGUACCAGGUCUUAUUAGGAUUUUCAGUUUUAAAGGGGAAGAGGUGAAGAGAGUGGAGUUCCAGAAUGGUGGGAAUUAUAUCAGUCCUCUUCGAGAAGGCUCUUAUGAUCUUUUUGGUGACCGAGUGCUAAAGCUGGGGACCAAUAUGUACAGUGUAAGCCGUUCUGUGGAGACUCACAUGUCCGGGACAUUGAAAAGUUCAGCCUCACACACAAAGGAGAACGUUGCACCAAAUCCUUUGGCGAAAGAGGAGUUAAACCUCCUGGCACAGCUAAUGGGUGGUAUGGAGCUGAAGAAACCCUCCACUGCUGACCACAUUUUCCGUUUAAACCUUUUCACCAACGAUGAAGAAGAGGAGCAAGCAGCACUGACGAGACCAGAGGAGCUUUCUUACAAAGUGAUCAACAUUGAAGCCAGUGAAGUAAGUGAAGAGACCAGGAGAGAAAUAAAGAGCUUUCUCGCAUUAUGGGAGCGUUUCGAUCUGAGGAGACAUUGGUACAGAAUACCAGCAAAGGAGAUGAUCUCCUAGCGCUAAUGGAUGGACUGUGAUGAAAAAAAUAAGCUUUUUUUUUUUUUAUUUCUGUCUAGUCCAAUAUUAAUAUAAUAAUAUAUAUUUCUCAAAUACUGGGAUGGUGACUUUAUCAUGUGAAAACAACAGAAAUUGCUCCAUUUCAUGUAAUGGUAAUAAUUCAGACAAAAAAACAUACACUGCAGCUUGUAUAAAAAUAAAGUGACAGGUCACUUUUAUAUUUGUAACAUUUGUAAUAUUAAUGUGUAUAUAUGUAUGUCUAUGAAUAUAUUCUCUCUGGACAUUUUA